Molecule: messenger RNA, 1344 nt
Organism: Funneliformis mosseae
Lineage: Eukaryota; Fungi; Glomeromycota; Glomeromycetes; Glomerales; Glomeraceae
Source: the annotation of a GenBank genome assembly
AUGUCCACGAUUAUUGCAACGGAAAAUUUAGCCGAGGAAAUGGAAAGCUGGGGUCUUCACCAUGCAACAUACUGGAGUAGUGAUCUAAAUUCAUGGGGAAGUGUGAGCGACUGGGACGUUUAUUUUAUCGACAAGACUCCUGGGUGUACUAAAGACGAAGCACAUCGGUCCCUGAGUCUUGAACUUAAUAUCCUUCUUAAGAAAUUGUCAGACAGAAGUCGACAAUAUUCCAAGGCAAACGCCUUGAAAAAGGCUUUGGAGAACUCUGAUAACGAUUCCGCAAAUAUUUUGUUAUGGAAUAAGCAUCUCAAAGAAUUAGAAUCGAUAGCUAUUUCGGAUCGGGUACAUAGAUAUUACUAUACAAGAAGAAAUUGGACGAGCCGAAGAGCAGAUAUCAGAGAAAUCAAAAAAAACAUAAAAGCUAGCACGAAAGAAUGUGAGAUAUCAUCUAGUUCUUCCAGCAGUAAAAAUGACGAGAACUACAACAAGCAAGAAGAUGAUGAUGCUAUAAUUAACGGUAUGUUACAAGUGAAUGUGUGUGCUACAAGUUCAUUACCAAUGCAUAUAUUUUCAGAUUUAGGGAAUGAUUUUAGAGAGGCAUCGGAAUCGAUGGUUGGAAAGGCAAACGAUGAACCGCCAAAAACACCUGAACACCGAAUUUAUCAAAAACAAGGUGACUAUUCCAAACCAUUCGCUUCAUGUGAAGAACAAUCUCAUGGAUUUCAUUCUUCGGAGAUUAAUUUGGGCGAUUCAAUUGAGUCAAAUGAUCACGACAGCGAUGAGGAUGAAUUUGGCUUAAAAGAUAUGAACCUCUUCAAACAAAGAUUUGAAGCAUUGGACAGCUCGAGGAAAUGGAAAUUGAGGUCGGAAAGAUUUGUUGAAGAUGAGAAAUUACUGAUUUUUGCAUUUAUUCUUGUUCACUCUUUUAUCAUCGAUACUGAGGAUACCUUUAUUAAGGAUGAAAAAAAGGAAGAACAAAGUAUACCGGAAAUCGACGAAGAGAUUCUUGAAUACAUCGACACAUUUGCCAAGUUACCUGUACAGAAAUCUACCAAAGAAAUACGAGACGCUUUGAACACACCCCAUCCCCUAUUAGGAAGAAAUUAUGACCCACAUACUAAUUUUAUUUAUGACCACAUAAGAACUACGGUAACUGAUUGGGUUCGAAUACUUGAGAUGGAACCUAACCCUCUCACUAUGGAUAUGCCAGAAGCAUGGCACCGAGUCAAUGUCUGGAGAACGAUCGAUAUAAUGUUUUCCGAUACACCUUAUGUUUAUGUUGUUGGGCAAGUGAAAAAGCCGGGUUGGCCUGCUCAGAACGGAAAAACCGAUACAGAACCUUAG